Molecule: messenger RNA, 2149 nt
Organism: Zeugodacus cucurbitae (melon fly)
Lineage: Eukaryota; Metazoa; Arthropoda; Insecta; Diptera; Tephritidae
Product: calcium-binding mitochondrial carrier protein SCaMC-2-A-like
Exons: 3
Coding region: 119-1063 (314 amino acids)
Biological process (GO): transmembrane transport
Molecular function (GO): ATP transmembrane transporter activity
Source: RefSeq, a predicted model, not a curated record
UAAAAAAAUAAUAAAUGUCAUUCUCUAAAAUAUACGCAAAGUAUAAAUGCAGAAAUUUGUGUUCGUCAUUUCAGUUGACAAAAAUUAAUAAUUAUAAAUAUUUUUGAAGCAUAUCGAAAUGGCUGAUAAUUUACAAGAACCUGAGCAGUUUACAGAGGGCCCAAUGAAAUCGGAAAGCGUUUGGUGGCGCCACUCAAUUUCUGGUGGUUUAGCCGGUGUGAUUUCGCGUACAAGCACGGCACCAAUUGACAGAUUAAAGCUAUAUAUGCAGGUUCAAACCCGGAAAACUUCCAUACUCGAUAGUGCGAAUUAUAUGAUUAAAACCGGAGGCAUACGCAGUAUGUGGCGAGGAAAUGGUGUGAAUGUCUUAAAAAUCGGUUCUGAUUCAGCGAUCAAGUUCACAGUAUACGAGAAAGUGAAGCAUUUCAUCAAAAUAGAACGAAAUUCAUCGCAGGAUCAAAUGACGAUUGGGGAAAGAUUUAUUGCCGGUGCCAUAGCAGGGAGCAUCUCACAAACAGUCGUGUAUCCAUUUGAUGUUUUGAAGACCCGUCUAGCAUUGCGCACAACGGUUGAACGUCUUGGCUUGAUAAAUUUAGUUCAAAGUAUUUAUAAGACCGAAGGUCUUCGAACUUUCUACAAUGGUUAUACAAUUAAUUUAAUGGGUGUGAUACCUUAUGCUGGCAUCGAUCUGGCCCUUUAUGAAACAUUGAAGAAGUAUUUAAGCGGUGAAACAACAAACACACCUCCUAAUUCAUUGAUUUUAUUAGCCUGUGGUGCUGUUUCCAGUGCAGUUGGUCAGAUAAUUACAUACCCGUGUUCACUGAUACGCACGAGGAUCCAAGCUCAAGUUGUUCGAAGAGAUGAACGCCGCACCGGAAUCACUCAGCGGCCUGUGAGUAGAGAUACAACGAUUGGAAUAAUUAGAAAUAUUAUCAUCAAUGAAGGCUUAUCCGGAUUAUAUCGUGGAUUAAUUAUUAAUUUAGUCAAAGUAAUUCCUGCUGUUUGUAUUAGUUAUAUUGUAUAUGAGUAUUCGAUUCGAACGUUGGGUGUUUCAAUGAGUUAAUUUUCGUAACAUUAAUCGACAUUAACUUUAUAACAAUUUUUAUUAUUGCUUAGUUUGUAAGCUUAGUUUUACAAUGAAAAGUGCAAUUACAAUUGUUAAAAAAAUAUCCAGUAAUUUUAAUUUGAUAGUAUUUCUAUGAAUAUUUUGAAUGAACAUUUUUAUUAGCCGUAUUCAUGAAAAUAUAUCGGUCCUAUCCACCAUAGUUCUAACAUCCUCAAACAAAGAAAUUGAUGGUUGAAUAAGUACAUAUCUUACUUACAAAUUAAGCCAAAUUUGAAGUUAGUGCCUCAAGAUGGGGCAAGAUACAAUUUACAAUGACUUGGACGAAUGAAAAUUUGUUUUUUAUUUCCACAUGAGAUGAUACUUUUAGGAGUCAACGCGGACACACCUUUUAUCUGUAGGCUGGAAAUUACUUAACAAUAGUAUUUCAAUCAGUAAUUCCACAUUAAAUUUGUUGUUUUCCUUUUUUUCGGAUGAAACCCAUGCAAUUUUUUUGUGAUAUUGCUAAAAAUUCAUAACAUCGGUUCAGUAUUUUCUCUAGGCUUAGUCUUAUUAAGCCAUAUAGUUUUAUUAGUAACAAGAAAGGAAUGUUUAUUUAUUAAAUUUUAUUAAGAGAACAUACAAUUUGACCCAUAUAUUCGACAUAAAAUCUACUAGAAUAACGAAAACCAUUAAUAUAGUACAUAUAUGGGAGCUGAGAAAAUACAGUAUUUAUGUAAAGUUUUGGUCCUGUAAAGUUUCCUCUCUCGACGAACCAACAUCAAACUCUACAAGUCGCGUAUUAUUCGCGUCCUGAUUUUACCCGAUGUCACCUAUUUUCAUAGUGUAUACGAUGCUAAUGGUAAAUGUGUGCAGUAAGUUUAUAAACCAAACUAGCGUAAGUAGUUUGGCUACGCCCCCUUUUCGAAAGAAUAUAUCCAAAAAUAACCCUGUGACCCUCUAUACAAAAUUUGAUUUUCAUAGCUUUAUUUGUGGCUUAGUUAUAGCUCUUUAUAGAAUCUCCAUUAACUCCAUUUAGUGGUCCUAUUCUAACAUAACCCUUUAUUUACAUACAUUACUAUAUUUAAGUGUUGAAAAGAAUUCAAU